AUGCCACCAAAUAGUUUUAUGAUUCCUGAUCUUUCUGAUAUUUUCCAGGAUUUACCUUCAAAGCAACAAUCCAUAAUGUCACAGUCACAAGUUGACAGGCCCGGCCCUAUAAUCGUGAGGCCUUUACCUGAUAUUCAAACUUUCAUAGGUACUUAUUUUCAAUAUACAAUUCCUACAACUUCUUAUUACAUUGUGCUAUCCAAUGGUGGCGACACGAAUAGAUUAGUAUUUUCCGCAAAUUUUGUUCCGACUGAUACUGAAAAAUGGGUUAAAUUUGAUGACAAGUUACGAAAACUAUCUGGAACUCCACCUAAAGAUGCUGUUCAAAACACUACUGUACAUUUACACAUCUCGGAUCCUGGGUACGGAAGCACAAAUACCACUAUGCGCAUUCUUGUUUCAGAUUGUGAGGGUGAGAUGUGUAUUAAUUACAUGCCACCAAAAAUUUUAGCAACAAUCAUUGUUUUAUCCGUCGCAUUUGGUAUUUUCAUUCUUUCUGUGCUUGGUUUUAUUCUUUUCAAAAAGUGGAAAAAAUGGGCUAAAAAAAUGGCUUUGCGCAAUCAACCUAAUUUCCUUUCAAUGACUCCAAAACAUCAUGAACAUGAUCAUUGCGGAAUUGUAGAAAUGUCUCAUUCUUAUCCAUUCAAUGAACCAAACGAAUUAAGAUUAUACAGAUGUAAAAUGUGUGAUAUCCUUCCUGAAGAGUUAAACAAAGUACAUUAUAAUGAAUCAACCUUGUUCUCUGAUGGCACUGUAAAUCAAUUUCCAUUAAACGAUAGCAAUUCUGGAUCCCACAAUUUUAAAAACGUAGAUUCUUUGGGUUUAGGAAUCUCUAUACCGGGUCCCUCAAAUUUGAACGAUUCUGAACUACAGACUCCAAAUCCAAUAGACAUCGGCUCGUAUACACCUGCAGUCCCUCCACUAAAUUUAAUCAAAAGGACUACAUCUUCCGUCUAUUCUUGUUCGUCUGCCACUGCCUCAUGCGACAAUAUCACCCAGACUGCCUCAUCAACAGUCUUAAAAAGUGAUCCAAACAUUGAGCUUACAAAACCGGUACUUUAUGCAAAAUUAGGCGUUUUAUUUCAAUAUUCUGUUAAAAAUUUAGUCCGUUCUUCUACUCGUCAUAAACGUCACUCGUUUAUUAAGGCUGUCACUGAACCAAAUAAUAGUUUGCUUCCAGAUUGGCUCCAUUUUAAUACAGCAGAUGCUAAUUUUUGGGGAAUCCCUUACAAAAAUGAUAUCGGAAAGACCAAAAUUAAGGUACUGCAGAGUGUUCGUGAUGUGAGAGCUCAAGAAAGCAAAGAAUCAAAUUACAAUAAUAGUCUAAACUACCAUUCUCAUGAACUCGAUUUGAUUGAGUCCAAUUUUCUAGUUGUGGAAAAAUUUAUUCUGAUAGUUGUUGAAAAUGAUAUUGAGAUCGAUUACAAAUAA
Messenger RNA from Cetraspora pellucida, 1431 nucleotides. Lineage: Eukaryota; Fungi; Glomeromycota; Glomeromycetes; Diversisporales; Gigasporaceae. The record is from the annotation of a GenBank genome assembly.